ACCGGGAGCCCCGUCCCGGGUCCCCCCCUCCUCCUCCUUCCCCCCACUCUCUCCUCCUCCUCCCCUUUCUCUGCCGGCUGCAACCGAGGAGGUACAGCGGGGCCAGGCCCCGGGAAGCCCAGCCCAGCGGAGCCCUCCCCGCCUCGCCAACCAGGCCGGGGGGGAAUGAGCCCCCGCUGCCCUGAAGAGCCCGCCGCCGCCUGAGCGGGGAGCAGCAGAGCAGCGAGGCCUCACGCCGGCCGGCCAGGCAGGGAGCAGCUCGGGGGGACCGGUCCGGGGGGGGUGGCUGGGCGGGGAGGGGGGGGGGAUCAUGGCUGCUCAGGUCGCCCCCGCCGCCGCCAGCAGCCUGGGCGCCCCGGCUCCAGCCGAGCUGAAGAAAGCGGAGGCGCAGCAGCGGGAUUGUCCCCCGGAGGAGGCGGGGGGUGAGGCGGCGGCGGAGCGCGGCGGCGGCGAGAAGCAGGCGGAGAGCGAGGGCCCCCCGGGGAAGGAGCUGCAGGACGGGGCCGAGAGCAACGGAGGGGGCGCAGGGGCCGAGUCCGACCUGAAGAGCUCGAACGGGAACCCGGGCCCCAGGCCCGCCGCUGCCGCCGCCACCCUGAACAAUAACCUCCCGGAGCCGCCCGGUGGCGGCGGCAGCAGCGACGGGGUGGGGGCGCCGCAGCAGCAGCAGCCGCCGCAGCAGCCUCCCCCUUCCCACCCGGCCGCCUUGCCCCCGCCAGCCUACGGCUUCGGGCAGCCCUACGGCCGGGGCGCCCAGGCUGCUGCCGCCGCCGCCGCCGCUGCGGCCGCCGCCGCUGCCUUCCACCAACAUGGCGGACAACAAAGCCCUGGCAUGGCAGCGCUGCAGAGCGGGGGCCUGGAGCAGUCUUACCCGGGGCCGGCGGGAGCCCCCGCGGGGCCGCCCCCUCCCCAGAACUCGCACGGCGGCGCCGAGCACGGCUUCCCCAACCACCAGUACAACUCCUACUACGCGGCCGGCGCCGGGCGCAGCGCCGGCUCCUACCCGCCUCCCCCCCAGGCCUACGCCCUGAGCUCCCCCCGGGGCAGCGCGCAGAGCUCCGCUCAGGCGGCCGCCGGCGCCAAGUCCCCCGCCGCCGCCUUCCAGCAGCAGCGCUUCGGGGUCAUGGGGCCCUCGGCCGCCGGCGGAGCAGGAGGAGGGGGCGCCACCCCGCAGCCCACGGCCACCCCCACCCUCAACCAGCUCCUCACCUCCCCCAGCUCCGCCCGCGGCUAUCAGGGGUACCCCGGGGGCGACUAUAGCGGCGGGCCGCAGGACGGGGGAGCCGCCAGCAAGGGCCCGGCCGCCGCGGAUAUGGUCUCGCAGUACGGCGGGGGCAACAGCCAAGGCUGGGCCGCAGCGCCCGGCGGGGCCCCGCCGAGGAGCCACCACGCGCCCAUGAGCCCCGGGAGCAGCGGCGGCGGCGGCGGGGGACAGAGCCUCGGCCGGAGCCAGCAGCCUUCAAGCCCAAUGGAUCAGAUGGGGAAGAUGAGGCCUCAGCCGUAUGGAGGAAACAACCCCUACACGCAGCAGCAGGGACCUCAGGCGGGGCCGCAGCAAGGACACGGCUAUCCAGGACAGCCCUAUGGGCCACAGACUCCCCAGAGAUAUCCCAUGGGAAUGCAAAGCAGGACACAAAGUACAAUGGGCAGCAUCUCAUAUGCACAGCAGAUUCCGCCUUACGGACAGCAGGGUCCCAGCGCAUAUGGACAGCAAAGCCAGACUCCAUAUUACAACCAGCAAAGCCCUCAUCCCCAGCAGCAGCAGCCUCCAUAUUCUCAGCAGACUCCAUCCCAGACCCCUCACUCUCAGCCUUCUUAUCAGCAGCAGCAACAGCCUCAGUCUCAAGCUCCUCAGCUUCAGACAGCACAGCCGGCAUAUUCUCAGCAGCAGUCCCAGCCGCCCCAUCAGCAGUCCCCAACUCCAUAUCCUCAGCAGCAGUCCACAGCCCAGCAGCACCAACAGAAUCAGCCUCCCUAUUCACAACAGCAGUCACAGUCACCCUACCAGCAGCAGCAGCAGCAAACUCAGCAGACAGCUUCCUCGGCUCUUUCUCAGCAGUCAUCUUCAUACCCUCAGUCACAGCCGCAGCAGCAGCAGUCUGCAUAUUCCCAGCAACGCUUCCCCCCUCCUCAGGAGUUAUCUCAAGAAUCAUUUGGGUCCCAGACAUCAUCUGCUCCCUCAAUGGCCUCCAGUAAAGGGCAAGAAGACAUGAACUUGAAUCUUCAGUCCAGACCUUCUAGCCUGCCGGUGAGUGGUGAGCUGUUCUAGAAAUGAAUGGGGUGAGGGCAGUCGGAAGCACAGCAGGAUAAAUUAGCAGUGGUAGUAUUCCACGUGGAAAUGGGAAUGAUGGAGACUGCCUCUGCUUUUACUAAGUCAUUAGCUUCUGGCUUCCCACUGGAGAUUAAAUGUAAUUUACAGAAGUAAUGGAUCUGAGAGUAAAGUUUACCCCUAAGUACUCUGGUCUGCAUGUUUUAGCCAAAAGAUUUCUUUAGAUUUCUGUUCAUAGUGUCUGAAGUACCUGAUUGCUGUCAGAGUAGUCUCUGACCUUCAGGGAAAGAUGUCUUAUUUUAUUCUGUUGUUUCUUUAGCCCACUGUUGCAUGGGUUGGCUAUGGAACUGUUCCCAUUCUGUCACUGGAUCCUCGUACUGCUGAUUUAAGGUUUUUUGCUCCAGUCUGACCAAAUGGUUGAUAAAAAAGACAAGUUUAUUAGUACCUGAAGUGAGGAAGAUCAGCUCCUUCCUUAACAGAAUGCAAAAGAAAAUAAAAUUUUCCAUCUAAAUCUGCUCGCUGUAUGCACAGUGAACAAUUGGAUAUGAGGUUAGUGCCUGGUCUUCCAGCAGAUUUGGACCAGGAGAGUUUAGCUUUGGUUUCAAACUUCAUACAGGAAAGGGAGAAGGGUUAGACACUUGGGUUAGUUUGCACAAGUUGCUCUGUGCCAGAGACUUGGAAGAACAGUAUUGAGCUGCUGAAUU
Numida meleagris (helmeted guineafowl) is the source of this 2973-nucleotide messenger RNA. Its product is annotated as AT-rich interactive domain-containing protein 1A-like. Bases 311 to 2269 code for a protein of 652 amino acids. Lineage: Eukaryota; Metazoa; Chordata; Aves; Galliformes; Numididae. The record is from RefSeq and is a predicted model, not a curated record. The transcript is spliced from 4 exons.